Molecule: messenger RNA, 534 nt
Organism: Prorocentrum cordatum
Lineage: Eukaryota; Dinophyceae; Prorocentrales; Prorocentraceae
Source: the annotation of a GenBank genome assembly
CCAGGCGGGCGCCCGAGCAAACGCCGCCCCCAGGGCCGUGGUGCCCCUGGUGCGCGCGGGCGAUGCCGCGCGCCGCCAUCCCGCAGCCGAGCCAGCCGCAGCCGAGCGACCCGUGCCCCACCACGGGGCAGGCCCUCGAGGAGAGGCGUCUUCGCGAGCUCCAUGGCCACGCUGCUCGCGCUGGUGUCCGCGGUGUGCGUGUUCUGCGGAGUGCUGUUUUUCCGCAGGCAGAGGACCUUCGUGGACGUCCGGCUGGAGGGCGCCUUCUUCACGGCCCUGCGCUCCAGGGGGGGCCGUGCGGGCCUACUGACGGCGCUGCCGCUUCUCUGGCCGGGCACGCGGGAUCUCUUCUUCCCCAAUUUCUGGAGAGCAGCUACCACUGGCUGCCCUUCUGGUACAGCUUCGUCAUCCAGCAGCGCUUCGGGGAGACGGUGUUCGCCUGCUGGAACGCGGCGUUCGGCUCGACGCUCGGCGUGGCGGGGUCCGUGCUCCUCAACUACCUCAUGCCCGGGGGUGCUGGUCCGCUGUCCCAAG